Drosophila takahashii is the source of this 2287-nucleotide messenger RNA. RefSeq names its product myosin heavy chain, clone 203. Gene Ontology annotation, cellular component: centrosome. NCBI's taxonomy places the organism in Eukaryota, Metazoa, Arthropoda, Insecta, Diptera, Drosophilidae. Gene Ontology annotation, biological process: regulation of cilium assembly. The record is from RefSeq and is a predicted model, not a curated record.
AAAGAACUAAGCUUAGGGUAACAUCUUAAGGUCAUAACUUUCCUCCAGUAGCGAUUUCAGCAGUAAGAUGCCAUAUGAGUAGGCGUAACAGCAUAUUUUCCAUCACAUAAUUUUCGUAACGUCUCACGUAAAAAUUAUUAUUUUUUUGGGAAACGAAUGUGUCAUAACGUUUUAAAAAAAAUUCUCUGUUGGCCAAAAACAGUGCAAAAAAUUACUCAAGUGGAUAUAAAACCAAAUAGGCAAAAUUUUCGUAGAUGUUAAGGCCAUCAAAGGGGUCGCUAGCCACAAGACAACGCACACUUGGAUUCCGUCCGCAAAAUCGAGAAAGAAUACCAUCCACAUCGAUGGGAUUGGAUUUUGUAUUGGAUGAGAAGAGGGAAGAUAUGCCCGAUGAGAAGAGCAGCUAUGUCAGCUUGUCCCGACAGAACUCCAAUAUCCAGGAUUCGAUGAGUGCCAGCAGUUUGGGCUUCAGAGAUCAUAGUAGUUCUGGUGUAAGACCCAAGAAUAGCAAGGAAAUCAAGGAAGUUGAUCUAAUCAUGAGUGAUGGCGAACCAGAACCAGAAGAUUAUCGGGAAAAUGGGGACUCGGAGCGGAGGUUACCCAACUCAGAAGCUAUUGGAAGCAAGCUGAAGGAGGAACUCUGCAAAUACAAGCAGGAACUCAAGGAGUACAAUGAAACCACCAAGGAUCUGGAGGAAAAGUAUAUGAAAAUCAAUUACGAGCUGUCCGAAAUGCAACAGAAACACCAUGACUUUGUAUCCAGCCGGAGGCAAACUUCGGAAAUGAAUAUGGGAAGUGAAGCGGAUCCGCAUAGUUUCUAUAGCUCGGCCAGCAGUGUGGCUUCACAAAUGACCAUCCGACGAAAGAGUCCCCAAAUCCUGCGGAGCAAUACCAGUUUCAUGACCGUUCUAUCCGCCCAGAGUUCCUGUGAUCAAAUCGGCCGAAAGAAGUACUCAUCCGAAAGGAGUGAUCAUCGGCCGAAGCAUCGGGGAAACAAAGGCAGUCUCUCAUCCCAGGUAGACAGUGUUUUCAAUAGCCGAAUUGUGGAAACACUGGCCAAUCGUCAUGUGAAACGUAGGAAAAGCUCUUUGGAGCAAGAGGAUCGGGAGAGGGAGCCCGCAUCUUUCAAGGACGUGUAUCAUGUGCUGAAGGAUGUGAUCAACACCUCACAGGACCACAAGUACAAGCACGAACGGGAUCGGGAUAGAGACAGGGACUCGGGAGACCUCAGCCAACUGCUGACCACCAUUAAGAGCCUGAAGAGCGAGCAGCUCCAGUUCCAGACUCUCAUUCGCCAGCAACAGGAGCGGAUUGCCGACUACCAUACGCGGUGUCUCAAGGCCCAUGACAUUAUGAGCACCCAAAAGCACGAGAUUGAAAAGCUGCACGUGAAUAACAAGCAGCUGGAGUCGAGCAUCUAUCACGACAUCGACAGUCUGCGAUCCAAGAUAGACACCAAACUAAAGAGUGUGUCCCAUUUGCCCAAGAUGAUGCGGGACGAGCACACCAAGUACGAGAAGGUAAUGCGGGAAAAUUGUCUGCUGGCGGAUAAACUACAUGCCCUCCAACAGGAAGCCAUGAAACUGAAGGUCAAGAUCGAUGAUCUGGGCCGAAGAAAGCUCGUCACCAUCAAUAGGCUAAAGGCCGCCGAAAGGGAUCUGAAGAUAUUCAAGAACUACAACUCGGCGUUGAAGACGGAGAAGCGGAAAUUAACGCAGGAGCUGUCCACAAUGAAGGAUCAACUGGAGCAGCUCCAGGCGAGUAGUAAGCGGCAACUUUCCCGCCAUCGCGAGCAGAGUGAAAAGCAGCGCAGAGAUCUGCAGAAAAAGAUCUAUGAUCUUGAGCUGAAACUGAGCAGGAGCCAGAACUCCACGUCCAGUUUGAUCCAGGAACGGGAUAGCCUGAUAGCCGAACUCCAGACGCAGCUGCACACCUUGGUCCACAAUUUCGAAGUGUCGCAGAAACAUAUAAGGGUUCUCCGGCGGCACAUCUACUCCAUGACGAAUCCUGGUGGUGCGGGCAUCGGAUGUGGUGGCGGUGGAUCGGCUGGCAUUGCCCACCUGCCUGGAGGUGGUUCCCAUCGACCUAGUCUGAUAAGGAUAAAUCAGCAGGCUUCUAGCACCGGACGGCUCGGUAGCCCGCGAACGCUGAAGGCCAAAAUCUAGAAGCUCUAGAACUAGAUCGGGUCCUUCAGCUGUCCAGGCAACUUGAUGAUAUGGUUUAAGUGCUGACAACCGUAUUAUCAAGUUGCCUGGAUAUUCUCCCCCGUUAUCGAGACACCAAUACU